Phodopus roborovskii (desert hamster) is the source of this 1188-nucleotide messenger RNA. RefSeq names its product sorting nexin 3 (gene Snx3). Gene Ontology annotation, cellular component: early endosome membrane; retromer complex. NCBI's taxonomy places the organism in Eukaryota, Metazoa, Chordata, Mammalia, Rodentia, Cricetidae. The transcript has 4 exons. Gene Ontology annotation, molecular function: phosphatidylinositol-3-phosphate binding. The record is from RefSeq and is a predicted model, not a curated record. Gene Ontology annotation, biological process: endocytic recycling; late endosome to Golgi transport. Bases 85 to 573 code for a protein of 162 amino acids.
GGCGGCGGCGGCGGCGGCGGCGGCGUUGGCAGACGGCGGAGGCGGAGGCCAGGGCCCGCGGCUGCCGCGGCGACAGACAGCGAGAUGGCGGAGACCGUGGCGGACACCCGGCGGCUGAUCACCAAGCCGCAGAACCUGAACGACGCCUACGGGCCGCCCAGCAACUUCCUGGAGAUCGACGUGAGCAACCCGCAGACCGUGGGGGUCGGCCGGGGCCGCUUCACCACCUACGAGAUCAGGGUCAAGACAAAUCUUCCUAUCUUCAAGCUGAAGGAAUCCACUGUUAGAAGAAGAUACAGUGACUUUGAAUGGCUUCGAAGUGAACUAGAAAGAGAGAGCAAGGUUGUAGUUCCCCCGCUCCCUGGGAAAGCGUUUUUGCGGCAGCUUCCUUUUAGAGGAGACGAUGGAAUAUUUGAUGACAGUUUCAUCGAGGAAAGGAAGCAAGGGCUGGAGCAGUUUAUAAACAAGGUCGCUGGUCAUCCUCUGGCCCAGAAUGAACGUUGUCUCCACAUGUUUUUACAGGAUGAAAUAAUAGAUAAAAGCUAUACUCCAUCUAAAAUAAGGCACGCCUGAGUUUGGAAACUCGAGACCGUUAGUGACUGAUCCACACCAUGAAGAAGUUGUAGCUAACGCAGCAUGCUGUGCACACACGGGUCUAACAUGCCCUGGGUAUACUAACACUCAACGCUCCCUUCCUCUCCUGUUUCCUUUUGGCAGUUGACAAGAAGUUGAUUCGCUUUAGUGAAGACCCCCGUCGAGCCUCUCUCUCUUAGCUCCUCCUCAAUGUGUCCGUGCGCCGUAGCCGCACAAGCCCCAUUGACCUGCACUGUUGUAACUAAAGUUGCCGACUUGGUCUUAUUUGCAGUUUCUGUGUCAUGCUUGCUUCUUGAGUCUGACUGAUGAGAAUAUUUCUCCCCCCAACCCCUCAGUGUGUGACGUCACCACUCGACCCUAAUUUACGUGCAGGGUUAAAGGUGCGCGGCACCAGGUGGCUGCUGUGCCACACACAUGAGGUGUACUUUGUGUGCAGAGUGUGCAGAGUGUGUCUUUCUUCUGGCCCGUGAUUUCCUUCACAUGGAAGAUUAAUGAGGGAAAUCUUUAUAUUCUGUAUAAAAACAAAUUCAAAUUUAUAUACUAAAAUCAUUUGUCUAAAAAUUUAAGUUGUUUUCAAAUAAAAGUUGAAAUGCC